This is a messenger RNA of Amborella trichopoda, 1826 nucleotides long. It is a transcript of the gene TFIIS, whose product is annotated as transcript elongation factor IIS. Gene Ontology annotation, cellular component: nucleus. Gene Ontology annotation, biological process: DNA-templated transcription; transcription elongation by RNA polymerase II. The record is from RefSeq and is a predicted model, not a curated record. Gene Ontology annotation, molecular function: zinc ion binding; nucleic acid binding. NCBI's taxonomy places the organism in Eukaryota, Viridiplantae, Streptophyta, Magnoliopsida, Amborellales, Amborellaceae.
AAAAAGGGACAAAAAAACUAGAGCCGGGUCAGCUGCCACGGUUUCCAAGGUUUUCUCACUGUAAUCGUAGGGCCUAUGGUUUCUAGGGUUUCUUCUAGUCUCAGAAAUUGGGGCACAAACAAGUGGAGCUCUUGCUUCUCAUCGCAUGGGCCCAUAGAGGGAGCUCGGCUUUCUUUUCAGUUUUUAGUCAAAAGAAGCGCUGGUUUGUGAUUGAUGGCGGAUUCUUUCUGAUGUGGAAAAAUAAAUCCUUUCUCAUCAAGAGGUGAAAUCUUUCCGAUUUGUUGGGGUUGUUUGUUCUCGGUGAUUGUUUUCCUGCAUAGUGGACUGGUUUCCAAAUGGCUGGUAAAUCAAUGGAAACUGAGCUUCUGAAACUGUUUGACAAGGCAAAGAAAGCUGCAGAUUUAGCUGCAUUUGAUCAGGGCUCAGUCCAGACUGAGGAAGCACGGUGCUUGGACACUCUCAAACUGAUGAAGGACUUUCCUGUCUCUACUUCGAUCCUUGUUUCGACUCAGGUUGGAAAACGUCUCCGUCCCCUUACCAAACAUCCCAGGGCCAAGAUUCAAGCAGUUGCUUCUGACGUGCUUGAUAUCUGGAAAAAUCUUGUUAUUAAGGAGACCUCAAAGAAUAAUAAGACAAAUAACAAGUCAGAUGAGAAGAACUCUAUCAGAGUCGAAGUUAAGUCUAUUAACUCAGGCUCAAAGGGAGAGAAUGUUAAGAUCGAAAUGAGCCCUAACGCAAGUGUAAAUGUUGAGAAGGUCCCAAAGGUCGAAUCUAUCAAAGUUGAGAAGGUUGAAAAAACUACAAGUGUUCGGGUUGAGAAAAUCGCUAAGGAGGAGAGGGAACCCAAGAAAGCUUCGUCUUCUUUUGCACCUCCAAAGCUCUCAGGAAUGAUCAAAUGCAAUGAUUCAUUGAGAGACAAGUACCGUGAACUCUUGGCUGAAGCCUUCUCCAAAGUAUCCAGUGAAACUGAUGAAGCUAUGAUGGAGGAAGUGAAUGCUUGCGAUCCCAUUAGAGUUGCUGUUACAGUUGAAUCCGUUAUGUUUGAGAAGAUGGGCCGUUCCAAUGGUGCUCAAAAAUACAAGUACAGGUCCAUUUUGUUUAAUCUAAAAGAUGCAAAUAAUCCAGAUUUGAGAAGAAGGGUUCUUCUUGGUAAGAUUAAGCCUGAGAAUCUAAUCAAUAUGACUCCUGAAGAAAUGGCUAGCGAUCAGAGAAAGCGUGAAAACAAUCAAAUAAAAGAGAAGGCACUAUUUGAGUGUCAAAGAGAAGGAGCACCAAAAGCCACAACUGAUCAGUUCAGGUGUGGAAGGUGUGGGCAAAGGAAGACAACUUAUCAUCAAUUGCAAACUCGGAGUGCUGAUGAGCCCAUGACCACAUUCGUGACCUGUGUAAACUGCAACAACCACUGGAAGUUCUGUUAAUGUAGUCCGUAGUGUGCGAGUUUAGGUGCAAUGCUAUCGAUCUAUGGUUCCUUGAUAGAUCUUGUGCUCCAUUCUUUUCAAGCAGUUCUUUACCCACGGCAAAAUUGAUAAUAACAUUUGAUAUGGAUGAGAAAUUUGAUUGUGUCAAUUGAAUUUGAUGUUAUCUAACUCUUCCGAAUUGAUUUGGAGAUAUGUAGAGAGAACUAUUAUUCUAUCAGUGUAGAAGUUGUAGUUGUAUGUUUAUCGAGAAACAAGUUCUCGUUGCACUAUGUUCCUGUAGUCAGCAUAUGAAGUUGUAGUUUUUCUUCAACUAAGACAACAUGCUGUAGGUGCUUUUUGUUAGUCUGGGUAGUAUUUAUUUUCGUGAUUCCUGACAUUCUUAAUAAUAUUAAGGUGUUUCAAUGUUGA